Messenger RNA from Formica exsecta, 2159 nucleotides. RefSeq lists its product as uncharacterized. The transcript is spliced from 10 exons. The coding region runs from base 287 to 1864 and encodes 525 amino acids. The record is from RefSeq and is a predicted model, not a curated record. NCBI's taxonomy places the organism in Eukaryota, Metazoa, Arthropoda, Insecta, Hymenoptera, Formicidae.
CAUGAAGAGCACCCAAUAGAAUUGAUAUACGAGCAUCAACACGUGCAUUAUCCCUCUACUGGCAUCGAACGGAUAGAACGAACGGACCAACAAUUUUGGCAACCGAUUUUGUUGAUUAGCGACAGCGUGGACUAGUUGUAUUUUUGAGAAGAAAACAAGGCGGACAUAUCUUCUCACAUAGCAAUUACCGAGAUCGAACAACGAAUUUAAAAGCAAAAAAUUACAUUAACUUUCGUUUUUUGUGCUCUCUUAGAUUUUGUCAGAAAUCGAUUGCACGGAGAAGACCAUGUUUUAUCUCGGUAUCUUUGCGGUGCUAUGGUCGGCGAUGACGUGUUCUCUUGGAUUCACGAUGGAUCGUUCAGCAGCGCUUGUGCCGCCCACGUGGGACAUGGCGCCGUCUUUGGACACUUAUCAAAGGGUCGACUCCGCGUUGAACAGCAAAACACAGGUGACAAGUACGGACAGAAUAUUGCAAGCUGUAGAUGCGAAAGUGUCGGCAAAACUGACGGAGAGAAUAGCGGAUAAUCAGACACGCGACAAGAGAGCGACAACUGAGAGUAGAGAAAUCGGAAUGAAACUUAUCAAUAACACGGCAUCGACAAUGAGAAAUGACGCGUCUGAUUCCUCUGAAGAAAACACUAAUGUUGCUAUUAUUUCGCGAAAUGUCAUUCUGCUUUUGAUUGACGAGAGAAAUGAGAAAGAAAAAGGGGAAGAAAAUCCGUGGAAAGACUACAAAAACAGACUACCGUUCGCGAUAGAAGGAUUUCUUCAAAGAUGCAAUAACAAGAUAGAGACUAAUGGUACCCCCUUGGAUGGUGCAUUGAUUUCUGAAAACAAAGAAAAAGAUUGCGAUUGUGAGCGUAUUCUUCGUUCGAAUAUCGGAGAAUUGUUAUCCUGGGCGAGACAAACGAGAGGAAUGACAACAGGCGCAGUUUCCGGUAGCAACUUCUCCAUCCCGUUCUUUCCUAGAUACAAAUUUGAUGUAUCUAACGAAAGCAAUGUAAAAUUAGAACUACAGGAGAACAAACAUGACUUUAACGACGCUUUGCAAAUCAUCGAUCUUAGCGACGAAGCGAAAUCUGUUCCUUCUUUAAUUACAGCUGAUCCUAAAACAGAGGCAAUGAAUUAUGACAGUACGUGGGACGUUUUUGAUGUGUUCUCCAAAAUUAGAAUGGCAAUCUUCCAGUCCCUGCUCGAAUCGUUGAGUAGGAACCGUGUUACAUCCGAGGACGAUUUUUCAUUGCAUAGAUCGUUUCCUAUUAAACCAACUGUAACUAAUUUAAUCGAAAAUACUAUCAAAAAACUUAAGUCUGUUCCAAACCACAAUGGUUACAUGUUAGUCGCUGUCGUACCGAGAAGCGAAGGAGCUGCCAUUGUCGAUCUUAUGCAACGCGAAACUUCUCCGAAAGAUACUCUCUUAGUUAUGAUGCAAAUCUGUGCCGGGAACAAAAAAUCUGUACCGUUCGUCGCGCAAGGACCGAAUAAUGAAAUUCUUCGGGAAGUAGUAACGAUCGAGGAACUUCCGAUCAUAAUUAAAAAAGCGAUCGCGAGCAAUUUCCACGGUGCAGGAUGCACAAAUAGAAAGAGGCGCGAUAUUCCGAUCGUCUCGCAUCUGCCCAUCGAGAUUUUCUCGCAAGAAUUGCCAGCGCGGAAACGAGUUGCCAGAGACAAGGAUGCCGUUGAAAAACUGGAAACGAGUAAAUUGACUGAUAUUGACAUUAAAGAUACUGUAAGCACCGUAAAGACAACAAUUAUCGAGAAAGAGAAACAAGCCAGAAGUUCGACUUCGUCCAAGACAAUGCAAUGUGGCCUCGCUACAGCGCUUGUCAGUGUCGCGGCCUCGGUCGUCGCCAUGGCCGUUUAGGCUUCUUCAACGAGAUAUAAUUUUUAUUUCUAUUUCUCCUUACUACUUUUCUCUAUAUUUAUAUGCAAGAAAACGCCGAUCUCUCUCUAUCAAGAAUGCCAAUUGAAAAUUUUGAUGAUCUUUUUUUUUUUAUAAAAGAAAUAGCAGGAGAGAGAAAGGAAUAUAUUGAUUAUGAGAGAGAAUAUGCGCGUUCGGGAAAAUUAUAAUGUUAUGUGAUCACGAUAUUAUAUUUUUUACCAAAUUCGUAAAUAAACCUUAAUGCAGUAUAUAAGCAUUGUUAUUCUGAUUGCAUCAG